CCAUAAUGAACAUCAUCAACCAAAACCUUUAGUUCACUUACUUACUAGCUCUACACUACUGCUUACUACACCCUUAGUACUAACUUCUAAGUAUUCUCUCAGCUCCAAGUUAGAGAUGGACAUGGUGGCAAGGUUGGUGGACGAGAAGCCGUUGGUGAUCUUCAGCAAGAGUUCGUGCUGCAUGAGUCACUCGAUAAAGACAUUAUUGUACGACUUUGGGGCAAACCCUACGGUGUACGAGCUCGAUCAAAUGCCGAACGGGCAGCAGAUCGAAAGGGCGCUGCUGCAGCUCGGGUGCAGGCCGAGUGUACCUGCUGUAUUCAUAGGGCAACAGUUUAUCGGUGGUACGAAUACGGUGAUGAGUCUCCAUAUGCAGAAUAAGCUUGUGCCGUUGCUCAUGAGGGCAAAAGCUAUAUGGAUUUGGAACAACAAGUAGUGUUGGUUUAGGCAUAUAUAUGCGACUGACUUCUAUAGAUAUUGAUAAACGGGUUCUAUGUAUUAAUGAAGAGCCUCUUUUUUGAAUUUCCUCUUUGGCCAUUGAGGCUCUUUCUGUGUUUUUCUUUCGGUUACUGGUAAAAUCAAUACUAAAAUGAGAAGUUGAGAACUAUAA
Rosa rugosa (rugosa rose) is the source of this 610-nucleotide messenger RNA. RefSeq names its product monothiol glutaredoxin-S6-like. The transcript has a single exon. Lineage: Eukaryota; Viridiplantae; Streptophyta; Magnoliopsida; Rosales; Rosaceae. The record is from RefSeq and is a predicted model, not a curated record. The coding region runs from base 116 to 436 and encodes 106 amino acids.